Messenger RNA from Apis dorsata (giant honeybee), 1179 nucleotides. RefSeq lists its product as uncharacterized. The coding region runs from base 484 to 1179 and encodes 231 amino acids. NCBI's taxonomy places the organism in Eukaryota, Metazoa, Arthropoda, Insecta, Hymenoptera, Apidae. The record is from RefSeq and is a predicted model, not a curated record. The transcript has 2 exons.
GCUAUACAGGAGGGAAGGAAGGACAGAUAUACGACCGAUCCGAACGGACUUGACGUUUCUCUUCAACUCUCGUGUGCGAACGGAGUUCUCUUCGUCUCCCGUGUGUUCCACCACCCGUCUAAACAUCGCUGUUUCCGUUGCACGGAGAACGCGAAUCAAGGAUAACGCUGUUAUUUAGACCGAUACUAAAAAAAAAAAAAAGAAAAAAGUAAUAAUAAUAAUAAUAAUAAUAAUAAUAAUAAUAAUAAAAAUAAAAGAUAAGAAAUAAAAAAAAAAUAAGAAAGGACGGAUAAAGGCUAACCCGUGGUAGAGCUUGUAUACCGGUGGGAGAGAGAAAGAGGCUUAACUGUGUCGGGGCGACCGAGGAAGGACAACAUUUUAACCAUAAUAAUAGCGUUGAACGAUACAACCGCAGGCGAGGACACGCAGUGCGGUACCGAGGAGAUUGUCGCCGCCAGCCAGGGAGGCGACCAACUCCAGAGGAUGACGAUGGACGGCAUGGAAGUGGUGGGCUCGCAACCCCACGCGGCCACCAGCCCGUUCUUGCUCUCACCGCCACCCCUUGGACAUCACCAUCAUCAUCAUCAUCCUCACGCCACCUUCAAUCUGCAAACGGUGCAACUCAGUUUCGACGCGUGUCUACCGUACAACUCGGCGACAUCCUCGAAUUCGAUCGUAUGCGGCGUUGGCGGCACGUCAACACCGGCCGCCACCACUUGCACUUCGUCCACCAGCUGCAACAAGACGAUACCGAGCCUGUCGCUGGCCCCUUGUGCACCCUUGCAAGCCCAGCAUCAAAACAGCGCCGAUACCACGGAUCAUCAUGGCCGGCAUCAUCAACAUCACCAUCAACGGCUCAACGAUCAUCAACAUCACCGGCACGUCGACGCUUCCUCACCUUCGAGCGACUCGACCGACGGGAAACGACGUUUGCAGUCCGUCAACGAGGAGAAGGACUGCUCCAGGGAGUGCAGAGACGAUCUUCAGGAGUCUAACGAUAAGGAUAAAACAGGUGACCUAAACACGCCGGUUACCACCAGCAGCGAUUUACCGUCCUUCUUCGGCCCCUCCGCGCUCGUCGAGCCACCUCCUAUUUCAGGUACCUACAAUCAACAGUCCUUUAAAACAAAAAAAAAAAAAAAAAAAAAAAAAAAAAAAAAAAAUAAACCCCACGAGUAA